Messenger RNA from Guillardia theta CCMP2712, 747 nucleotides. RefSeq lists its product as hypothetical. The transcript has 5 exons. The record is from RefSeq and is a predicted model, not a curated record. Lineage: Eukaryota; Cryptophyceae; Pyrenomonadales; Geminigeraceae. The coding region runs from base 1 to 747 and encodes 248 amino acids.
AUGAGCAAGGGGGACGUGGAGCAUAGUAGUGCAUGCUCGGAUGAGGAGGAGAAGGAAAGAAUCCUCGAGUUUCUCGAGUUCCACGACAUGAAGUCAAGUCGAGCGCUGGAAGCCAUCACGGAGACGCUGAUCCCUUCAGACCACGCAGUUGCCUCUGAACUUCUCGCACGACUCAACCUCGUCACUCAAGUGGGUGUGAUGCCUUCGUUCUCCGAUGCCGGAGCUAGGACGGGCUACCUCUUGAAGCGGAUGAUUCAUCGGAGCUCGAUCCUCGCUGCAUUGUUUUUGAAGCGCGAGACAAGUGUAAUGAUAAGCGCAAAGAUGGAACAGGAUGUCUGCAGAGUCAUUUCGCUGGGUGGUGCCGGAGGGUCAGACGCCAUGGCGAUGUAUCUGCUGCGAGACUAUCUCAAGUCCAAGAUGAUCUUGGAUGUGAUGGUAUCGGACUACGAGGUCAGGGCUUGCUUCUUGGACGUCAAGAGUCUAACGGUUCUGGUAGAAAAUGCACUCAAGUUGACGACAGGCCACUUUGGAAUAUUACCUCAGAUGUUUGAACGAGCGACAGAUGAUUGCAUGUUCGUUUUCAUUGACAGCAGUCUCAAACUGUGGGAGCCAAUUGAGGACCUUGCCUCUGCUCAUGGUUUGGUCACAGCACGCCUGAAAUGGUCCAAACGAAUUCUACGUAUGCAACGCACAGCAAAUCUGUCCAAGAACAUCCUUUUUGUUUUCAAAUCGUCAAGAUCAGAGUAG